This is a messenger RNA of Cucurbitaria berberidis CBS 394.84, 1971 nucleotides long. Its product is annotated as P-loop containing nucleoside triphosphate hydrolase protein. The record is from RefSeq and is a predicted model, not a curated record. The coding region runs from base 16 to 1938 and encodes 640 amino acids. Lineage: Eukaryota; Fungi; Ascomycota; Dothideomycetes; Pleosporales; Cucurbitariaceae. Gene Ontology annotation, molecular function: ATP hydrolysis activity; ATP binding. The transcript is spliced from 4 exons.
GAUAGCGAGUUAGGAAUGACUUUGGAGGUUGGUGAGCUCUAUCGCGAGAAACCCCAUGACGAGUGGGACGAAUGGAUACCAGAUAAUGUCCCACGAGACAUUGCAACAGCACCAGAAUCACUCAAACGCGCUAUUGUUGUCUAUAAAGAGCGACGACCACCAAAGCCUGCGCUCGUGCUCCACUCAAUUGUCGUCCAGAGCCCCCUUUUACGGAAAGUGCUUAAUCGCAUGUUUGAAGGAUACGAGGGUAUCAGUACCAAGUUGAAGGAAUUGAGAUUCUAUGCUCCAUUUCACGAGUUCUACUACAGAUGGCACUGGCUCGAACGAUUAAUGGAGGAGGAGAAGGACGAACCAACAAGGAAGCAUCUCGAAUUCAUAUUUCCGCUGGUUCACAGCCAGAUAUUUCCACACAUCGAAACAAUGGAAGACUUUACCAAAAACGGCGUAAUCUCGUUCGACUACCUAUGGGCAAUUUUCCCUCCUGGAACCAACGUUUUCUCGCAACUUGACGGUCAAGAGCGCAUCUUCAGUCUGGUAAAGACUGCAUAUGGGGUUGAAGUAGAUGGCACCCGCUAUAUGUACGUCAAAUGCCGGUACAUUGAUGGCGACGGCACGAAGUUCGGCUUCGUCCAUCACAGAACAAAUUUAUACAGUUUUGAAGGUGUUAGAGAGAUCACGAAGUUGGAGAUCUUCCCUGCACAUUUACACCCGGACGCAGAAGGGCUGGUACGGAGACUCCAAAUACGGGGAGAGAAGUUUGAGAACCUCAAUGGUUUUCACCACUUAGCCUACUCUGGUCUUUUUCUCGACCAUAGUCAACCCAGUCGAUUAGGUACAAACGGAAAACACCAUAUCGAUAACAGCCGGAUCAUUGUUGACUCUGUCAUGUUCUCUCAAAAAGUAAUACUUCGUGAUCGAUUUCAACCACUCGAGGACCAUAACGAGCAAACUGAUGAUGGCGAUCUUAUCGGCGGUGUAUUGAAUGUUAUGCGCCGUGCUACCAGGAAGGCAUUCGAGAGAUUCAGUUCCAUCGUGAAGCAAUACGACGACAGACUCUUUACGGGCACAAGUACCUCAAAGCUCACAGCCGAGCAGCUGAUGCUAUGUACUGCUACAGUCAAGGGCUUCUGCUUAGUGACGAAGAAGUGGGCGGAAUUCUAUGUAAACAACACAGCCCCAAUUAGAUGGAAUGAGCAAGCCUUCAGUAGACUAGUACUUCCGCACGGAAAUAAAGAGAUUAUCCAUGCGUUUGUAGAGGAACAGCUAUCCGGAGAAGUUACCUUCGAUGACAUCAUUCAGGGCAAGGGGCAAGGUUUCAUAAUGCUGCUCAGUGGUGAACCAGGAGUCGGUAAAACACUUACAGCCGAGUCCGUAUCAGAGAAGAUGCGAAAGCCCCUAUACAGUAUGAGCGCUGGCGAGCUCGGCGAAACGGCGUCUGAAGUCGAGGGGUCACUAACUUCAGUACUUGGACUCACAUCGAAGUGGGGUGCAAUCCUGCUGCUUGAUGAGUGUGACAUCUUCCUGGAAAGACGUACUACUACGGACAUCCGUCGUAAUAGACUAGUCUCAAUCUUUCUCCGACACCUCGAAUACUUCAAGGGUGUCAUGUUCCUGACUACGAAUCGUGUAUCGACGAUCGAUGCAGCCUUCGAAUCGCGAGUUCAUCUUACGAUCGAUUACCCAACACUGGACGAACAGAGUCGUCUGCACAUUUGGCGAACGUUUAUGACUCCUUCCUAUGACGGCGUAUAUAGCAGCAAUUUGAGCGAGGAAGAGCUGCUAAGUUUAGCGAAAACACCACUGAACGGACGACAGAUCAAGAAUACUGUAAAGACCGCGCAACUGCUUGCCAAGCAGAAGAAGCGACCGCUAGAAAUGCAGGAUGUUGAGCUCGUGCAUAGUGUAAGAAUGGGAACUAGGAAACGUAAAAGGCCUUGAGCUCUUGGAACCACUUGCGACAAAGGAAUCGAC